UUGGAAGCUCAGGUAAUGUUACAGUUUUACCUCACCUUCUAAAUCACACAGGCUUCUUAAACGCAAGGUCCAGUCCUUCGUCUCAAAAAGACAGGAGCAACGGAACACAAACUCUGAAGCUCUCGACCAUGGCGUCUGUUGUUGGACACGGACGACAACCACCAGCCAAACGGCAGCGACAGGCGGGUCCUGUUCACACUGAAAGCAGUCUUCGUGUUCCUCGUGGUGUUGCUGCAAGCACUGAAGAUGAAGCUACAGCCAAGCGCAAGUUGAGAGAGGCAGAAUUUGAUCCCAAUGAUUGUCGUUCCGCCAUUUUUCCACCAACGACACUGUGGCCGCCUGGAGUUGACCUGUUUCAUUCCAUCACACCAAUGACAUACUUCUGUUUCUAUGGUGACCUUCCCAUGUGCCGGUACGUUCACAGUCAUGGUGGGGCUACCACCAGAGCCGGUGGGGAGUUUUGGUUUCCAAUGUACGCAGCGAUUUUCAAAGGCAACAUGGAGGUUGUGCAGUGGUUGUUUCAAAAUGGAGCCAAGGAAGACGUUGUGGCAAAGAAUUCCCGCAACCUCAGCCCCUGGUGUGUGUGUUGGAACAAUUGUGAUUCUUCCUGUGAUUCUGUUUGGAGGGCCAAGCGCUUGACAAUUGCAAAGUGGCUGUUGGUGCAAGGAGCCAUUGGGCUCGAUGCACGCGCAUUGGCAUGCAACCUGAAGAGCGAAGGUAUAGAUGGAAGGUGGAAAGAUCAUCGUCCUCAGGCUCUAUCGUGGUCAACGGGUGUCAUUCAAACCCAUGAUGCUUUUCAAACAUUUCUCAUGGGAACAUUGGUUGCCCCAGACUUUUCCAUGAAGGCUCUGCAUGCCAAAAUGGUGUCAAAGCUCGGCUCGAAGGAUGCAGCAGACAUUUUUGUUGAGAGUGCUGGCAAUGAGACAGGAAAGGUACUGUGGGAAAAGAUGAUGGAACCGCGCAAGGAAUCCCCUGUUCAGCUUCUGAGUGGCAAUGUUGGCGUGUUGAGAUCCAUUGCUGAUUUUGUGGGAGCAGUUGCCUUGAGUGCCGGAGAGCUUCAAACCCAUCGCCGACUGGCAAAGCAGUUGCCUCAAAGUUGGAUUGAGUAUCCCAAUGACGAAUUCCGUGUCGCAGAUGGGUCGGACUUCUCUGACGAAGAUGACGGGGACUACUAAGAAAGGGAUCGUUGCCUUCCCUCCUUGUGUUUCCGUCACUUGGGGACAUUCUGGACAGCCAGGCUGGACACAAUCUGCCUUGCCUGGACUACUGGUAUUAUUAUUGAAUUGAAAGAAAGCUUGUGAAAUGGCAUAACGUAACACUGGUUGUUAUCACG
This is a messenger RNA of Seminavis robusta, 1333 nucleotides long. The record is from the annotation of a GenBank genome assembly. NCBI's taxonomy places the organism in Eukaryota, Bacillariophyta, Bacillariophyceae, Naviculales, Naviculaceae.